AUGACACUCACAUCGAUAACCACUGGUGGACAAUUCGGUCGAGAAACAACAAAAAUCCAGCAGUCUCGAUCGAAUACUGACUUUGCUUGUCCAAGUAAUCAAGAGGAAGAUGCUGGGUUAGAAGGGACAUCUUCAGAAGCGCAAGUCAAUCUUGAAAGUGGUCGUGAUUGUCAUGAAGACAAGUACGACGAGCCAACAGCGCAGAACCCUCGUUGA
Caenorhabditis remanei is the source of this 216-nucleotide messenger RNA. RefSeq lists its product as uncharacterized. Lineage: Eukaryota; Metazoa; Nematoda; Chromadorea; Rhabditida; Rhabditidae. The transcript has 2 exons. The record is from RefSeq and is a predicted model, not a curated record. Bases 1 to 216 code for a protein of 71 amino acids.